AUGCCGAUCUGUGGCUUGCUAUGUUCUCUUCGACUACGCAUCCUAUCCGUCUUGUCCUCCCUUCACUCCGUGCCCAAGUUCCUCCGCCUCCGAGUGAUCCCUAUCCUGGCCUUAACCUACCUACACUUCUUGCCCGUAGACAUCUCUCGCCCAGCCGGACGCCCAGACGCCAAGAAGCAUGAACCAUCACCCAAGCACUCACCACCUCCUCUUCCAACGGACAAACUCCCAUUGGCCCGUCGGUCUCAUUCUCCCCUCUACUCACCACCACCCCUGGUCACCGUCUCACCUCUCGCCGUCUUGGAACCCUUCCUCGCGAGGCGAGACCUCUUUCUCGGCCCCUCCCCUUUGCGCCCAUCACACUAUUCUCGCCGGCAGACUUGGCGAGAGCUCAGAGCUACGCGAGAAUGCAGUGCCAUCCCGGCUUCCGACCUGGAGGUUGUUGGUCCGGUUGAGGGGCGAUCCCUGACGACGCCUCCUGCUCGUCCACGCCUCAAGUGA
Molecule: messenger RNA, 501 nt
Organism: Colletotrichum abscissum
Lineage: Eukaryota; Fungi; Ascomycota; Sordariomycetes; Glomerellales; Glomerellaceae
Exons: 1
Coding region: 1-501 (166 amino acids)
Source: RefSeq, a predicted model, not a curated record